AUGGAAGUCAACUUCGUCGGAAACCUUUAUAAACAGGGCCCGGCCAGCGAGCUCACCUACGCUCUGAGAGCGCAGUACGAGGACAAUAUGCCAGGGAAGCAACAGUACUAUUGCGCUGGAAACUCAAUGCCCGGCGUUUUCGACCAGGAUUCUGAGCAGUACCCGUCCGGGGAUGGCACCUCAAAGAACCCCAAGAUUGCCUGCUUCGCCGACGUCAGCAUCGACCCAGCUCCUGAAUACCAGAAGUUCUUCGACGAGCCGUGA
Messenger RNA from Aspergillus melleus, 264 nucleotides. RefSeq lists its product as uncharacterized. Bases 1 to 264 code for a protein of 87 amino acids. Lineage: Eukaryota; Fungi; Ascomycota; Eurotiomycetes; Eurotiales; Aspergillaceae. The transcript has a single exon. The record is from RefSeq and is a predicted model, not a curated record.